AUGAAUCUCGGGAACACUUUCACGACGACGUUAGACGUCUCGGUUUGGAAUGUGAUCCGUUUCGUAGGAAUCAGUCUCUGUGCCACAUCUAUCUUGACAUGGCUAAUGACGAAAACUUCAGCGCUACGAGCUGGGGCAAGGAUGCGGGCAGGAAUACCUGUCAAGCUAGUCCCAAGACACCACAUCAAGAGCUCACUGGUAACUGAGUCCGAUGCGUCUGAUAAGCGCCUUAGGGCUAUAGUCAAUCUGUCCAUCAUAACUUUGCUCAUUGCGGAGAUAGCGAUGGAGUUCGGGUCGGGUUCGACUCAAAUUGGGAAGGGAAUUGCCAGAGAUGUGGGAUACGAGAAUCUGGACCCCGGGAUUCGGCUCAAGUUCUCAUAUGUCCCUUCGGAGGACGCACGGCCUAUCAGCGUACCCUACGGCAGCCUUCCGCAAACUUAUUCGGUCAGGGAAAGACAAUGGAGCGACAUUCAGGCUCUUAACCUCACGCUAUCGGAAGCGGACGUGCUGCGGGGAAAUUCCGGAGAUCAUGAGCUGGAAGAUUUCCACCUUCCGAGUGAGGAGAAGGCCAAGUGGCUCAGAAUCACGGUAGGUAAGUAUCCGAUCGUCACAGGGUCGAACGCUAAUGCUAUCUGUGCGGCAGGAUUUAUGUGGAUCUGGGCACGAGAUAAAUUGUUCACGCUUGCAGGCAAAGACAACCUUGGGAACGAAGGGUGCCCGCUGGAAGUACUGUUGAGUGACUCCACAAUAGGGGGUAUCAAUCUCGCCGCCGCUCAGGAAGUCCAAUUCGUCUUAAGGGAGCCAUCUGAACCCGAGAUUUUAGCCCCUUGUACUACAUUGUCCAAUGUGCCAGCGACAUUAAAUAUCCAAUGCCUUCGUGACGGCGGUGAACCCCCCCGAGUGGAAUGGCGGAGGCAGAACUGGAUAGUGGGCGCCGUCAGUGAGCUGGAAACUUCCGAAGUUGUGGUGGACUACGGAGAAAAAAUCGAAGAAGAAGAAGCGGGCGAGAUCAGGUCGGUUGAAGCGAGUCGUAGCGAGGCUGUGCCAGGGCGUCAAAACUCUCUUAUAAUACGUAGAGAUAGGGGCGUAGAAAUCACCCGCAGACAAUUCUCUUUUGACUUCAACUGGGCGAAUGAUUCAAUCACAAUCUGCGUGAGGCAAUUGUGUCACUUUGGCGAUUUCAGCCCAAGGUUAUGUCGCAAGCGUCGGUGGCGUUACCGGAUGGAGGCGGUAUCCGCGUUCAGAGCUCUUCAACUGUCAACGGUCAAUGUUGGAAGGGCGUGGGCGGUGAAGGAGUCCUGGCAGCAUGACUCCGAUCAAACCAGAACUCCGGUCCUCUGGCUAAGCAGUGACUUGGGCUCCGCCAACGGCUAUCUCCGAUCUGAGACGAGAGAGGUUGCCACUCUGAGUCCGCUGUUCUUCUUGGGCCUGGGGUUAUUCACCGCCAUGGUAGUUGUCUCGUCUUGGGCCCACCUCUACUUUAGUGUAACCUCGCGGAACGUACCGGCUAGCAUCAGAGCAAUCACAAUCGAUCAGACUCGGAGGAUCUUAGCAAUGUCCAACCUCACCAGAUUCAACUGUGGAAAGAUCCCGGCUUCAGCACCAGAAACUUUGAUCAUGCAAACAGGAGACAUGCAAUGUCAUCUGGAGACUACCUACCAAUGUACCACAAGUCGGUACUGUCAUGAUAUCGACGCCGAGAAAGGGUUGUUACUACUGGGACGCGCUCCAUCAGUCGUGAAACCUAACCAAGAAUUGGGGGAUAUGAGUGAUGAGAAUAAAAAGCGGGCGGUUACUAGUACUCACGUUGCGGUCGACGAAGCGGCAGAAAUCCUCCCGGCGAGACGGAGAGGAACUGAGACGCCUAGAUCAGCGAUUGCAGUCUACAAGGAGAGCAUUUUCCAGUCUAGGCCGAGAAAGGGUACCCCGGAGGGGAAGUUACUUACGGCAUAA
This is a messenger RNA of Chondrus crispus (carragheen), 1953 nucleotides long. RefSeq lists its product as hypothetical. Lineage: Eukaryota; Rhodophyta; Florideophyceae; Gigartinales; Gigartinaceae. Bases 1 to 1953 code for a protein of 650 amino acids. The transcript has a single exon. The record is from RefSeq and is a predicted model, not a curated record.